GCAGCUCCUGGAACAGUGCUUGGAACAGAUUAGACACUACACAAAUAUUUGCGAAAUGAAUGAAUGUACGUAUGGAAGCAGAGGUAUCCCUGAGGCCACUCCCGACGUGGGUUUAACCCCUUCAUGCAGGUUAACCAUCCGGGCAGCUACGUGUCCGCGGGAGCGGAGACACGCGCCACGUUCUCUGCAGACACGGCCCCGCCCCGCGUUGCCAGGCGCCCGGUGCCAUGGCGCCGGUCGCCAGAGCGGAUCCGUGGGACCCAGGCCCUAGCGCCCGCGAUCCUCUGUGCGCUCAGGGCCCCGCCCGCGUUGCCAAGGCGCCGCGCGGCCUGCCGCCCGGCGCACCCCCAGCCGAGGGCACAGAACCUGGCCGCGGGCACGCGGACCGGUCAGAGCGGAGUGAUGGGCGCGUCGCGGACUGCAACACGGACUUCGCCUCAGCCGCAGCCCGAGUCCUCGGCGCGGCAGCGGCGCGGCUUCCACCACACGCUGAUCUUCUACUGGAGGAAGCGGGAGAGCCGCCAGGGACGACGCAACCCGGGCUCGGGCCGCAGAACGAGGCCCAGGGGCGCGGCCAGGACCCGGGCCUCUGGCCCCGCCUCCGCCCCGGCCCGGGCCACCGGCCUCGCCUCUACCCUGGCCCGGGCAUGCGGCGCGCCCCUCGCCCGAACCCGGGGCUCCGGCUCCGCCUCCUCCCGGGCGCGGGCCGCGGCCCCCGGCCCCACCUCCACGCCGGUCCCCGCCCCGGACUCGGCCCCGGGCCCCGCCCCCGCCUCCGCUCCCGCUCCCGCCCCCAGCCCCAGCCCGGGCCCGGCCUCCGCGCCUGCGCCCAGUCCCUGUGGCCGCGCCUUAGCGGCGGCGCGCGCGCUGGCCUGGAGGCCGACUUGGAGGCCCGUGUGGAGGCCCAGCUGGCCCGGCAGGCAUUGCGCGGGUAACAUGGCGGCGCCCGGCGAGCGGAGUCGCUCCUCCGGCGGGAGCCUCUUCUCCUUCCUGCCCGGCGGCGCGCGCUCCGAGGUGACGGACGACCUGGUGACGGACGCGCGCGGCCGGGGCGCGGGGCGGAGAGACGCCGCCGCCUCCGCCCCGACCCCAGCCCAGGCGCCGACCGAUUCUGAGGUCGCCAAGGAUACCUCCCAGAGGCGGCCCUGCCGGGCCUGCGUGGACUUCAAGACGUGGAUGCGGACGCAGCAGAAGAGGGACAGCAAGUUUAGAGAAGAUUGUCCUCAGGAUCGCGAGGAACUGGGCCGCCACAGCUGGGCUGUCCUCCACACCCUGGCCGCUUACUACCCCGACCUGCCCACCCCAGAACAGCAGCAAGACAUGGCCCAGUUCAUACAUUUAUUCUCUAAGUUUUAUCCGUGUGAGGAGUGUGCUGAAGACAUAAGGAAGAGGAUACGCAGGAACCAGCCAGACACGCGUACGCGGGCAUGCUUCACCCAGUGGCUGUGCCGCCUGCACAAUGAGGUGAACCGCAAGCUAGGCAAGCCCGACUUCGACUGCUCACAGGUGGAUGAGCGCUGGCGUGACGGCUGGAAGGACGGCUCCUGCGACUAGACGGCGGCCAGCGGGAGCCCAUGGGGCAGCCAGCCAGGGCCUGUGGGCCCCCUGGCUGGAGAAGGACAGAGCACUCAUAAUUAAAGUCCGUCAGAGCCAGAGCCUGUCGUGUCUCAGUUGGGUGGUCCCCAGACACUGCCCAUGGGGUCCUUUUCCUCAGGUUUGGAGUAGAAGUGGAAGUAUCGCUGCAGGGACCCUGAUGGCCUCCUCCUCAGCUGAGGCCCGGUUGGGCUACAGGUGAAGGAGGCAGGAGUAACCCAGACUGGCCCUUCCGUUCAGGAUGUGGCCUCCUGCUCACCCCACACCCUGGUGCCCACUUUCCCACACAGGAAGAUGACAGGCCUGGCUGGGCUCCCCUGUCCUGCCCUGCAAGGCCUGGCCAUUGUCUCCUAACCUGUGUAGCUGGGGACAGCUGCGGUGACUGUAGCCCCAGAGACUGUAUGCUGUCUGCAUUUCAAGAAAGAGGCCUAGGGGGCCGGCCCCGUGGCUGGGUGGUUAAGUUCGCACGCUCCGCUUCGGCAGCCCACGGUUUCGCUGGUUCAGAUCCUGGGCACGGACAUGGCACUGCUCAUCAGGCCACGCUGAGGAGGCAU
Equus quagga is the source of this 2147-nucleotide messenger RNA. It is a transcript of the gene GFER, whose product is annotated as growth factor, augmenter of liver regeneration. Gene Ontology annotation, biological process: liver development. Gene Ontology annotation, molecular function: flavin-dependent sulfhydryl oxidase activity; flavin adenine dinucleotide binding. The record is from RefSeq and is a predicted model, not a curated record. The coding region runs from base 124 to 1554 and encodes 476 amino acids. The transcript is spliced from 3 exons. Lineage: Eukaryota; Metazoa; Chordata; Mammalia; Perissodactyla; Equidae. Gene Ontology annotation, cellular component: mitochondrion.